Carassius gibelio (silver crucian carp) is the source of this 1541-nucleotide messenger RNA. RefSeq names its product germ cell-specific gene 1-like protein. Gene Ontology annotation, cellular component: plasma membrane. The coding region runs from base 1101 to 1502 and encodes 133 amino acids. Lineage: Eukaryota; Metazoa; Chordata; Actinopteri; Cypriniformes; Cyprinidae. The record is from RefSeq and is a predicted model, not a curated record. The transcript has 3 exons.
AUGGUGCAGGAGAAAUGUAUUAUGCUCGGUAUGAAUGAAUGCAUGAAGGAAUGAUGCAUUUACAGCGGAAUAAUUGUGUAUUGUACACCCAAAGCACUUUACAAUCAUGUGUGGGGGGGGGGGGUCUCUCCUCAAACCAGCAUCAGUGUGCAGCAUUACCCUCGAGGAUGUGACGGCAGCACCAGUGCCCUCCCCACACACCAGAUACAGAUGGAGAGGAGAGAGAGAUAGUGGAUGAAGAGAGAUGCUAUUUUUCAAGUUUUUUGCAGUUAAGGAGCAUUUUGUAAUAUAUUUUGUAAUGUAUUUUUCAAAUUAAAAUACAAUUCUCAGUCUGUCUCUCUCUCUCUCACACACACACACACACACACACACACACACUUCUCCUGUGUGUUCUCUACAUCCCUCCCUCGAAUGAACCACGUCUCUCAAUGCUACGCUCUGUGCACCACAUUAAUUAUAUCUGACCUCUCACCUCUCAUGACAUCUGUUGGCUCACAGGUGACUCUCUGUGACCAUCACAGCAGCUCAGACUGAUUCUCUAUUGGAGGCUCUUCAGCGUGACUGAGUCUAUGCAGAAGGUCCAGGACAUGCAGCACAUCUGGUCUUCAGUCAGCCUCCUGAUUGCACUCCAUUCACUCCCAUUUGAGGCCAGAAUCAAAUACAAUGGUACAAUGGUAUGAAAACCUUGUCUCUACAGAAGAAAGAAAGGGUUUGAGUGACAUGAGAAUGAGAAAAUGAUGAAACAAUGACUUUUAGGUGAGCUGACACUGUGCAUCAUGGGUCUGUCUGCGCUUCUCUGCUGAACAACACACUCUGCUUUAAAUGCAUUAACAUACAGCUGUGGUGUGUGUGUGUGUGUGUGUGUUUGUGUGUGUGUGUUAGAAGCUAUUCAAGAUCAUUGUGUCACUGAGCUGGAACAGAUUGACAGAUUAGAGCGCAGGUUAAUCCUGUGUGUGUGUGUGUGUGUGUGUGUGUGUGUGUGUGUAUCAGUCGCAAACACACCAGUGCUGCUGGAUGUCAUGUUUCAUUGUUUCUGAAAAUACGUGUGUGAGACACAUAAAAUAUCAAGGGGAAGAAAUCCAGCCUUUGCUUUAAUAAGCAUGUCUCUUCUGUCUCUCCUGCGUUCUCCGAGCCUGUCCUUCCUGCAGACGCUGCUGUCUCUGCUGCUGUCUCUGGUGUCUCUGUCGUCCUCGUACUGGUGUGUGGGCCGACAGAAGGUCCCGAAGCCGCUGUGCUCCCCGUCCCGCCGGCUCAGGUGUACUCCGGUGCACGGCGUCUCUGACGUAUCCUUCUCCUGGGAGACCGGCGACGACCGCUUCAUCUUCCCCUCCUUCCACGCCGGGCUCUGGACCACCUGUGAGGAGAACAUCUUCACCGAUGCCUCGGAGGAGAAGUGCCGCAGCUUCAUGGCUCUCACACCUGCAUCAGAGAAAGGCAAUGACACACUCACACACACAGAAACACCAUGCUCAGAAUCUCUGUUGAAGUGCUUGUCUGUAUGAAUCUCAACACGUGUGUGUGUGUGUGUGUGUGCAGGGAUC